This is a messenger RNA of Temnothorax curvispinosus, 461 nucleotides long. Its product is annotated as FACT complex subunit spt16-like. The transcript is spliced from 2 exons. The record is from RefSeq and is a predicted model, not a curated record. The annotation marks the transcript as partial. NCBI's taxonomy places the organism in Eukaryota, Metazoa, Arthropoda, Insecta, Hymenoptera, Formicidae.
GUGUGGUCGCACGUGGGUCGCACGAGCUCACGGUGUGUCCGUCGCGGUCUCCGUCGGCGGUUGUAACUCGCGAAAUAAAAUCGAUCUGUAUACCCGGCGCGCGAAUUCACCGAGAAAACCGGAAGGGAAGAUGUGAUAAACGCCGAGGCGUUACAUAUACGCGUCUUCUGAAUGUUUUGUUCCCCCCCCGCCCGCUUACGACGCAGGCGUUGAUUAUAAUUUAGCGUUGAAGAAGGUGAAAGUGUCCGCGUGAGUAAAAAUCCACCGCCGAAAUCAUGGCAAACCCGUCUCUCGACAAGGACAUGUUUUUCCGGCGCAUAAAGCGCCUGUACGCCGCGUGGAAGGACGGCGAGGUCGGCACCGACGACAGUUUCAGUAAAAUGGAUUGUCUCCUUUCCGCCGUCGGCACUGACUUUGACGAGGACGAGGAUAGGGUUUACAGCAAGUCCACAGCGUUACAG